CUUUCUCUUCUAUUCAACAAAAAUGGUGACGUUUUUCAGUCUUCUUUAUACGUUUCUGUUUGUUUUCUUUGUAUACUUGCAUUCAUCUUCUGCAACCACGAACUAUAAUGUGUUGAGUUUUGGAGCCAAAGGCGAUGGAGUAACAGACUCCACUCAAGCAUUCAUCAACGCAUGGGCUGCAGCCUGUCGCUCUACAGAAUCAACUACCAUUUAUGUACCAAAAGGAAUGUAUUUGCUUGGCUCCGUGGCCUUUAAAGGAGACUGCAAAAGCUCUGAUAUUACAAUACUCAUUGAUGGAACACUAGUGUCUCCGUUAGACUACGGUGUACUUGGUGAAGCUGAUAAUUGGCUAAGCUUUGAAGGGGUUAACGGUGUUUCCAUCGUCGGUGGGACACUCGAUGCAAAUGGAUCGGCUUUAUGGUCUUGCAAGGCUGCAGGCUCUAAUUGUCCCAAUGGAGCCACGACAUUGAGCUUUACUAACUCAAACAAUAUCAGAAUCAAUGGAGUUUCAUCAUUAAACAGUCAGAUGUUUCACAUUGUGAUUAAUGGUUGUCAGGACGUGUGUAUUAAAAAGGUUAAUGUCACAGCUGCUAGUGACAGCCCCAACACAGAUGGUAUCCAUGUCCAAUUUUCUCAAAAUGUAAUGAUCAUGAACUCGUCUAUAAAAACUGGGGAUGACUGCAUCUCCAUUGGCCCUGGAACGAAGAACUUGUGGAUUGAAAGUAUCACCUGCGGUCCUGGUCACGGCAUUAGCAUUGGGAGUCUAGGCAAAGAAAUGGAUGAACAAGGAGUACAAAAUGUGACCGUUCAGAAAACCAUUUUUACAGGUACACAGAAUGGGCUUAGGAUAAAGUCUUGGGCGAGGCCAAGUAAUGGAUUUGUUCAAGGCGUUCGAUUUAUUAAUGCUACCAUGCAAAAUGUUCAAUAUCCUAUAGUCAUUGACCAAAACUAUUGCCCUCACAACUUAAAUUGUCCUGGUCAGGUAUCUGGAGUGAAAAUUAGUGAUGUAAUGUACCAAGAUAUUCGGGGAACUUCCGCUACAGCUGUGGCUAUAAAAUUUGAUUGCAGUACUAAAUAUCCAUGCACAGGCAUUCGAUUGCAAAAUGUAAAUUUGACAUAUCUGAAUCAAGUGGCUGAAUCAUCUUGUAAUAAUGUGAUAGGAAAGACAUUUGGCUUGGUUAAACCAAAUAGUUGUCUGUAA
Molecule: messenger RNA, 1201 nt
Organism: Pistacia vera
Lineage: Eukaryota; Viridiplantae; Streptophyta; Magnoliopsida; Sapindales; Anacardiaceae
Product: polygalacturonase-like
Exons: 4
Coding region: 23-1201 (392 amino acids)
Biological process (GO): carbohydrate metabolic process
Molecular function (GO): polygalacturonase activity
Source: RefSeq, a predicted model, not a curated record